AUGCUGCCCAGCACGAGAGUCGAGGGACUCGCCCACGACGAAGGGUCCUCGCUACACCCAAUCCUUCAAGACGCUCGACAAGGUACUCAGGUUCACAGCAAUUCCCCUCCAUCUCGGGCAUCGUCCUUCUGCACAGUGUUCGGUGCCUUCCUCGCCCUUCUCUUCAGCUUCGGGAAUCUCAGCGCGUUCGGAACCUUCCAAGCAUGGUACAUGCACAAUCAAUUUCGCGGCUUUCCCUCGUCGACGAUCGCAUGGAUAGGGUCCGCCCAGUUGUUUAUGUUCUUCGCGUCGGGCGCCUGUAUCGGUCACCUAUGCGACGCAUACGGUCCCGGCUGGCUGCUGCUUUCAGGCGGCCUAUCGACCACAUUCAGCAUUCUGAUGACCAGCCUGUCAACGGAGUUCUAUCAAUUCCUGUUCUGUCAAGGCGUGCUUUUCGGUCUGGGAGCAGGAAUGCUCUUCUACCCCGCUAUGACUAGUGUCUCGUCCCAUUUCACGGCUUAUCGCGCCACCGCGCUCGGGAUCGUGGCCACGGGGUCCAGCGUAGGCGGUGUUAUAUUCCCCAUCAUGCUCGAGCGCCUAUUCUCCAAAAUUGGCUUCGCGUGGACACUUCGCGUUGUCGGCUUGUUUAAUGCAGCCGGAUGCCUACUGGCGUGGUUGUUGGUUUCCUCGCGCGCGACGGCGAAGGGGAUUCAGAGCCCAAUAUUCGAUCAUGCGACAUCGAGGGACGAGAAGUAUAUGCUCCUCGUCGCUGGCAGCUGCUUGGUCUCUUUCGGCCUUUACACCCCUCCCACCUUCAUCGUCUCCUUUGCCCAAUCUUACGGAAUCACUUCCGCCCGCGCCAACACCGCCCUCGUCGUCCUCAACGCCGCCUCUGCCUUCGGCCGUCUCCUGCCUGCCUACCUCGCUGACCGCGCGGGGAAUUUUAACCUUCUCGCCCCCGCCGCGGCGCUGUGCGGCGUGGCCUGCCUCGCCGUCGCGGCGAGUCUGCGCGGGUUGUCCGCAUGCGUCUCCUCAGCGGCGGUAAUCAGCACACUACCCUCUGCGCCCGGCGCCUGCGCGCCCUCCCUCGCCUCCAUCAUCGCCUUCGCCGCGAUCUACGGCUUCCUCUCCGGCGCGUUCAUCUCCGUCGUGACGCCCUGCGUAGCGCAGAUUUCGCCCGCUGGCCGCGUAGGCGCGAGGGUGGGGAUGCUGUACAGUGCGAUCUCCGUGCCGUCCUUACUCGCAGGCCCGAUAGCUGGCGCCCUGCUGCAUCGCGCAGACGGGUCGUACACAGGGAUGAUGCUAUACGCCGGUAUCACUAUAUUGUGCGGCUCAAUACUUAUCGUAUGUGCGAGGAUGCAGACAGAGGGGAGGCUGUUAGCGAAAGUGUAA
Molecule: messenger RNA, 1371 nt
Organism: Schizophyllum commune H4-8
Lineage: Eukaryota; Fungi; Basidiomycota; Agaricomycetes; Agaricales; Schizophyllaceae
Product: MFS general substrate transporter
Exons: 6
Coding region: 1-1371 (456 amino acids)
Biological process (GO): transmembrane transport
Cellular component (GO): fungal-type vacuole membrane
Molecular function (GO): transmembrane transporter activity
Source: RefSeq, a predicted model, not a curated record